AUGGCCAAGAAAAUCAGUUUCAACACUCAAAUCUCAGGCAGAGUUCGUCUCGCCACAGAAUCAGACGUGCCACAUCUCCACAAACUCAUGUAUCAAAUGGCAAAAUAUCACAACUAUACUAAGGUCUUUAACGCUACUGAGGCUUCUAUCUCUACCAAUCUUUUCAUGUCCAAUCCUUGCCCGCCUUUCUACUCAGUGACCGCAUUCAUUCUUGAAGUCUCACCCAACAAUUUUCCUCAAAAAACCACUAAAAAUUCCAUUUUUGACCCAAUUCAGAAAACCAUUAAUCUUGACUCACCUGUAGUAGACCCAGAAUCAGAGCUGUUUAGAACCAAUGAAGAUGAUAUUUUCAUAGCUAGUUAUAUCCUAUUUUUUCCUAGCUAUUCAGCGCAGGCGGCUAAAAUGGGGUUCUCCACAGUUGAUUGGCUUACAGUUGGGUGGAAUGUUGAUGCCAUUGAUUUCUAUGUUGGAAUGGGGGCGUAUAUUAUGGACGAUGUCAAGCGUUUUAGGCUUUCUGGUGAAGGACUUGAUGCAUUUGCUUCAAGUGAGGAUGCUGACAAGUUUAGAUAA
Molecule: messenger RNA, 570 nt
Organism: Nicotiana attenuata
Lineage: Eukaryota; Viridiplantae; Streptophyta; Magnoliopsida; Solanales; Solanaceae
Product: probable acetyltransferase NATA1-like
Exons: 2
Coding region: 1-570 (189 amino acids)
Molecular function (GO): N-acetyltransferase activity
Source: RefSeq, a predicted model, not a curated record